GCGUUUCUCCACGCCCCUCUCAUUGAUCACCAAUGUCCAUGACGAAUUCAUCCAUAGCCUCAACAAAGUCGAUCGCUGGGAUUCAGGAAAAGGAUGACGCCCGCGUGAUCCCCAUGACCCGCCGACCUGAUGGCACAUACAGGAAGGAGCGCAAGGUCCGGCCUGGAUACACGCCUCCUGAGGAUGUGGCAAAGUACACGAACCGCGUCCUAGACUCUGUUCGUCCCGCCGCACCAAGUCCUUCGCCCUUGAUUGCUGCAGCCAACACCGCACCCAAGACUAAAGCGCAGCUCAAGAACGAUAAGAGGAAGGUAAAGCGUAAGGAAGAGCAGGCAACAUUGGAGGUCGCUGAUGAUGGUGGUGGAGUGUCCGCGAAUCAAACACAGAAACCAAAGGCAACAACAUCAGACUCCGCAGCGACUUCAAGCACUACUACCACCGCCGCAGCCGCAGCCCCCGCCGCCGUAAACACAGCAGAGUCAGCAAUGGAUCCUGAAAAGAAACUACGCGCGCUCAACAAGAAGCUGAGGCAGGCCGAGCAGCUAAAGGGGCGGCAGGAAAAGGGCGAGGAGAUGCUGCCGGAGCAACUGGACAAGAUCUCAAAGAUGGCAGAACUCCAGGUCCAGAUUGAGCAGCUGUCUAUCUGAUAUCGUAAUGGACAAAAGGAUGCUGUUGCUCACCAAAAAACAAGUUCGACAAUAAAAAGAGAGCUGUACAUGGUCUUUAUAGUC
Molecule: messenger RNA, 731 nt
Organism: Gamsiella multidivaricata
Lineage: Eukaryota; Fungi; Mortierellomycota; Mortierellomycetes; Mortierellales; Mortierellaceae
Exons: 1
Coding region: 33-647 (204 amino acids)
Biological process (GO): exon-exon junction complex disassembly
Cellular component (GO): cytoplasm; exon-exon junction complex
Molecular function (GO): RNA binding
Source: RefSeq, a predicted model, not a curated record